This is a messenger RNA of Pelecanus crispus (Dalmatian pelican), 1197 nucleotides long. The record is from RefSeq and is a predicted model, not a curated record. NCBI's taxonomy places the organism in Eukaryota, Metazoa, Chordata, Aves, Pelecaniformes, Pelecanidae.
GUUUCCGACCGAUGGGUUCCUGCUUCUAGCCCUGCUGCUCUACGCACCCGUGGGGCUCUGCCUGCUCGUCCUGCGCCUCUUCAUCGGUGUACACGUCUUCCUGGUCAGCUGCGCCCUGCCUGACAGCGUGCUGCGACGGUUUAUUGUACGUGUGAUGUGCUCAGUGCUGGGCUUAUUUGUGCGGCAAAGUGAUCCCCGACUUCGUGAUGUCAAUGUGAGGGUGUAUAUCGCCAACCACGUGACACAAUUCGAUCACAACGUCAUCAACCUUCUGACCUCAUGUAAUACGCCUGCAUUGAACGGCGCCCCUGGCUUCAUCUGCUGGUCACGGGGAUUCAUGGAGCUGGGAGUAACAGGAAGCCGAGCAGAGCUGGUGGAUUCCCUGAAGGUGUAUUCGUCCCACAGAGGAAACCCACCACUGCUGCUGUUCCCGGAGGAGGCUGCCACCAACGGCCGGGCCGGCUUGCUCCGCUUCAGCUCUUGGCCGUUCUCAAUCUUGGAUGUGGUACAGCCAGUUGCCCUACAAGUUCAGAGGCCUUUGAUCACUGUGAGUGUGGCUGACUCCUCCUGGAUUACAGAGCUGCUCUGGACCUUCUUUGUUCCCUUCACAGUUUAUCAAGUAAGGUGGAUGCCGUCUGUCCCCAGACGAGCUGAAGAACUGAGUGAGGAUUUUGCGCUCCGAGUUCAGGAGCUCUUGGCCAUGGAGCUGGGUGUGGUAUCCACACGGCUCACUGCAGCAGACAAAGCUGAACACAUGAAGAGGCUGAGACACACGUCGCUUCUCCCCUUUGCCCCAGCCUCAAGCCAGCCCCUGGCAGCCAGGCCUAGGAUGCCUUCCAGCCUGGCUGGUGUUGCUCCGGAAGAUGUGCGGAUCACGGCAAUGGCUCAGCGGGUCAAGGAGGUGCUGCCUCAUGUGCCUCUGGAGGUCAUCAGGAGAGACCUGGCCCAAACCACCUGUGUGGAUACCACCAUUGCCAACUUGCUGGAGGGGAGAAUACCCUUCUUCCCUGAAAGUAAGGAGGCUGGUACUGACCUGCGUGCCCCGUCUACCUCCCAGGCUGCAGCUGCUUCUGGCAUCCAGGGCUCCAUAGCUGUGCCUUCUUCCAAGCCAGCUACAAAGCAAUUUGCAAAGUCCCCUGUGGAGCGGCAUCUGUCCUUGCAGGAGCGGAAACAAGCAUUGUAUGACUAUGCCAGGAG